AUGGCGGCGGCCCGGGAAGGCCUGGGGAGCGGCAAGAAGCUGGUGGACUUGUUCUACGACGUGGUGUCGCCUUACUCCUGGCUCGGCUUGGAGGUUCUGUGCCGGUAUCGGCCCAUCUGGAACAUUGAGCUGCGUUUGCGGCCCGCAUUCCUUGGGGGAAUCAUGAAGGAAGCAAGUAACCAGCCGCCGGCAAUGGUUCCCAAAAGAGGCCAGUACAUGAUGAAGGACAUCCCGCGGAUGGCAAAGUACUACGAAGUGCCGCUGAAAAUGCCAAAGGAUUUCUUUCAGAGCGUUAUCAAAAAGGGCAGUCUACCCGCCAUGCGCUUUGUUACUGCCGUGGAUAUAGCGCAGCCUCAGUUCCUGGAGUCGGUGUCUCGAGAACUUUGGAUGCGCAUUUGGUGUCGAGAUGAAGACAUCCUCGAACCGGAGAGUAUUUUGGCAGCGGCAGAGCGAGCAGGUGUACCCUCGGACCAAGCCAAGAAGCUCCUGGAAAUGAGCACCUCACCUGAGGUGAAGAAUCGCCUGAGAACCACCACUGAUGAAGCGCUGAAAUAUGGGGCGUUUGGGCUGCCCUCUUUCGUGGCCCACGUCAACGGCGAGCCUCAACUUCUCUUCGGUUCCGAUCGCUUGGAGCUCCUGGCAAACGUUUUGGGAGAGAAAUGGUUGGGGCCAGUGCCUGUAUCUGCCAAGCUCUAACUACAGGAAAUCGGAGGAACAGUAGUGGGGUACAGCUAAGCAAGAAGACAGACUUGGGAGCAUUGGCCGUACCAGCUUCUACGGAUUUAGCACAGGAGGGUUGAUG
Euleptes europaea (tarantolino) is the source of this 802-nucleotide messenger RNA. It is a transcript of the gene GSTK1, whose product is annotated as glutathione S-transferase kappa 1. NCBI's taxonomy places the organism in Eukaryota, Metazoa, Chordata, Lepidosauria, Squamata, Sphaerodactylidae. Gene Ontology annotation, molecular function: glutathione peroxidase activity; glutathione transferase activity. Gene Ontology annotation, cellular component: peroxisome; mitochondrion. The record is from RefSeq and is a predicted model, not a curated record. The coding region runs from base 1 to 696 and encodes 231 amino acids. The transcript has 8 exons. Gene Ontology annotation, biological process: glutathione metabolic process.